UCUCACUGCAACACUCACACUCACACACACUCACACACACACACACACACAUUACACUUGGCAUUGUUACUUAUUUGCUUAGGGCCUAUUGUGUUCUGCCAGCCAGAGCUGCAUUGAGCGAAAGGGAACAAAACAAUAAAGUAGAUUUAAUCUCUCUCUCUCUCACUCUCUCUUUAAAACCCACAACAGAAGCAUUUACUGCCCAGUUGAUUCGGACACUCUACCCUGCACCUCCAGAAAGAGCCUGCACACUCCUGCUGCAGUCCAGAGAAACAGCACUUGACAAACAACACCGAAGUGACCUCCAACUGCCAGGACUGUACCUGAUCCCAUAGCCUUCAAAGAAAAGGGCAACCUGACUCUGAGCACAGCGGGAAAAGAAGCAAUCACACCCCACUGCUGAAACACGACCCAGUGGACCGAGAGACAGAGGGGCUGACAGUCGUGUGUGGUGCCCGGGAAAAGAGGCAGGAUGCUGGCUCAAAUCCUUCAAGAUAUGUGGGUGGAACCUGAGGUUCUAGAGGCCCUCAGUGAGGAGCAGAAGAGGAUCCUCUUCCUCAAGAUGAGAGAGGAGCAGGUACGCCGCUGGAAAGAGCGCGAGGAGAAGGAGGAGAGGGAAAGAGGACACAACAGGAACACCAAGUCAAAGAAAGCUUCCAGUAAACACGUGAGGUGGCUCCUCGGGCGGGAUGGUGACGUGAGCGUCAGUAUAAUCGGUGAGGUGGACGAACUGAGAUCCUCCAGACUCCUCCAGAACCUCAUGAACAACAGAUUCCAGUCUGAUAACAUGGAUGUCAUCCAGAGAGUGGACUUGCUUCCAGGAAGCGAGGACCAGCAGCUUAACCUUAAAGAAGACAUCCAGCUACCCGUCACACAUGAUGACACGGCUUCACCGAAUGACCAGUCAUCCGAGGAAGACAUGGACUCGUGCAGCGCUGAUGACGACCCGAAGGACACGGCCGAGGACAGCGACAGCGAAUCAGGCAGCGGCUCGGACAACCUCAGCGACUGGACUCCGCUCUACAAGCCCCAUUUUAGUAGUCAUGGCAACCAGCCGCUCAGAGCCCCGCUGGCGGACACGGAGAAGACCGGCCCCCAGGACAGAGAAACUGCGUGCUACAAAGAGAAGCCAGAGGGCAGAGGUCGCGUGGAGCAGCUCAGGAAGAAAUUCACAGAUAAUCAUCACAACACAUCAACUGCCUCCAAGAAACCACCCAUACCAGCCAAACCUGCUCAUCUGCAGAAGUGAAGCGCACCGCCGACCCAUUAAGACUCCAUGUGUAUCCCUGCUACACAUGACCCCGAAGAGCCUACUCUAUUGAGUGUAAUGAGCCCUCUGCAGAAAUAAGCACUCUGUUGUACAGCAGCAGCUCAGGCUGAGGCUGCACGUACCGAAAGAAAAGGAUUCUGACUUGAACCCGAGCAGUGAACAAAAAUCCACUUUAUUAGACCUUAUUUCAAGGUCCGAGCUACAGAAAGAGAAACAUCUGGGGGUGGAGUGAGAGAAAGACUUGAAAGCUUUUGGACUGAAGUCAACCUGAAUGAUAAAACUAAGCAGCUUUGAUGUUGAGUUGAAAUUCGAGCACAGAUACGCUCACACGGCGUCUGUGAUUGGCAGGUCGACACAGAGCGUGGUGUCCAGAGAGACACGCGAACACAGACUAUUGACUGCAGGUGAAAAACACUGUGGUUUUAUUACUGACAUGUCAUAAGCAGGAAAAACUGAUAAAUCACCUGCAUUUUUUUCUUUACUGAUCCAAAGGUGGGAGAUAUGUUAAAUGUAGUCCAUGUACCGUAUUACUAUAAUGUUUUUAACUGUGUUGAUUGCUUGUUGGCAAAAUUCUCCUUCAGCGUUUUAGCUGGCGUAAGAGUUUUGGGUUUAAAAGAAAACAACCAAAUUCAUGUUAAAUUAUUAACAGGGUCAGUAUACUCAGUGUACUUUCUACUGUCCCUGACAUUCACUGACAGACACGGACCUGCUCAGGAGGCCUUUCAGGUUUGGUGUCUUGCUCAAGAACAAUUUAUCCAGAUGUAUAUGAUAAUAUAUGUGGCAGCCUACAGUGCCUUUUUUUCUGUCAGAGCAAAUGUUACCAAUGGAGUAAAGGCCACUCCAGCACACUCGACUUGAAAAGAAACUGUACCUAUCAGAUUCAAAGGGACUAAACUGUGGCUCUUUUUGACAGAGCUGCAAGCUCUAGCAUGCAGCAUCAGGUCUCUGAGUUGAUCUACCAAUCCUGUGUCAGGAGUAUAAUGAAAGUGAAUGAUAUUUGAUAGAAGCACUUAUCUUCAUUAGAUGGUGAAUUCUGUCUUUUCUAUUUUUUUCUCUGAAGUUGACCAUAAGACUUUUAGUAAACUUAGAUCCUUUAAGUCAGCAGUCCCCAACACCCAGGCCACAUGGCUCCAGUCUGUGGCUCGUUUGGUUCUGGUCCGUGAGAUAUGAGGCUCGGGUGUGAAACUCAUGGUUUUCAGGCUUUCUAUCGGUUUUUAUUGUUAUUUUUUUAUCGGUUUUAUCGUUAACUCGGUUUCCCUGGGUCUUUUCCCAUGUGUUAUGAAUAAAUCUUCUUUUUUUGUCCA
Pelmatolapia mariae (spotted tilapia) is the source of this 2574-nucleotide messenger RNA. RefSeq lists its product as uncharacterized. The transcript has 5 exons. The record is from RefSeq and is a predicted model, not a curated record. Gene Ontology annotation, cellular component: cytoplasm. Bases 473 to 1249 code for a protein of 258 amino acids. NCBI's taxonomy places the organism in Eukaryota, Metazoa, Chordata, Actinopteri, Cichliformes, Cichlidae.